Oryzias latipes (Japanese medaka) is the source of this 1579-nucleotide messenger RNA. RefSeq names its product complement C1q subcomponent subunit C. NCBI's taxonomy places the organism in Eukaryota, Metazoa, Chordata, Actinopteri, Beloniformes, Adrianichthyidae. The record is from RefSeq and is a predicted model, not a curated record. Gene Ontology annotation, molecular function: protein binding.
AACAUGAGAUCAGGACUGCAGAAGCCUGAGCUCCACCAUGUUGUUGUUGACGUUGUUGCUUUGUGGCGCUCAUUUUGUCCACGGUGUUGCAGCAGAGGUCAACAAAGCCUCUUCCUCCUGUGCAGAUGUAUGCAGACUGCAGAAUGAGCUUGCUGCUUUGACCGACAGGCAAAGAUCUCUGGAAACCGGACUGACAGAGGCCAAAAGCCAGAUCGCAGAACUGAUGAGUAAAGCACCAACCAGAGUAGUUUUUACUGCUACAACUGCUGAGAGUGGAGCCAUCGGACCCUUCAGCACCAACACAAACAUCCUCUUUAAAACGGCCAUAACAAAUGUGGGCCAGGCCUACAACCCAUCUACAGGAAUCUUCACUGCGCCUGUUAAUGGCAUUUACUACUUCAGUUUCUUCUGUCACUCUGGAGGAAAUCGCCUCACAAGUCUCAGACUCAUGAAGAAUGAGGAAUAUAUUGUAGGAAUUUAUGACCACCAGACAUCACACGAUGGAGCAGAUAAUGGAGGCAAUGCUGCAUUUCUGCAGCUGCAGCAAGGAGAUCGAGUUUCUGUGAAUUUAGCUGCAAACACGCAUGUUUGGGGCUAUGGCUCUGUGACCACCUUCAGUGGUUUCCUGCUCAGCUAAGAAUGACAGAUUAAAUUAAAUGAGAUUUUACUGAAAAUUAUCUGUUCUCUGUCAGACAUAAGCCUGCCCCCCUUUUAAGCCUGCAUUUUCUCUGCACCGGGGUAGCAGAACAUGUUGGCUUUGCCCUAUUCCUAUAUACUAAAUCCUUGCCAAUAUUCCAGAAUGUGACUUUCCCAUUUAAUCCAGGCAAUUCUGAAAAGAUCAGUGUCUUAGCUGUAAAGCAAUUGAGCCUCAAUGGCAGAUUGCAUGGAAAGUCUUUCAGUGAUCCCAGUGUUGAGUCUGCAGACUCUUUAACUGAGGAAGUUUGUUUAAUUCCAAAGGUCAGUAUGGCUGCUGUGAUUUGUCCUGAUAUUUAUAUGACAUAUUGCAGUUUAUUUAAUUAUAAUGAAGUAGUUUAACUCUGACCAAAAAAAAAAAGAUAACUUUGAUAUAUUAUACACAGAUAUAUAAAAAACAAGACACCGCCGGACACAAAAAUGCGUUUUAUACUUUUAGUAUAGCAGUGAUAUUUGGGGAAAUUUAUACUAAGCAAAUAUUGAUCCUAUAAUUAAACUACCAAAAUACCACUUAGAGCCAUAAAUAAAGUAGUUUUUUGUGAAUCUAUGAACAUUUAUAAAUGAAUAUGUAAUUUGAUCGUAUACAUUAGGGAAAGAGGAAAAUCAACUCGGUGAUAUAUCGAGCUAUUUCAACUGACGAUACUUGCAUCGAUUUAUUUGCUGUCAAGACAUUAUUUAUUUAAUUAUUUAUCAGCUUCCGUCAGCGUCAGUUGUUACAAAGACGUACAUGGAUCUAAUCUUCAACCAGCGGAUGGAUCAGAAUGAAGAGGAGCAGGGAGUUUGCCCACAAAUUGUAGAUUUUAUGUAACCACCGAGCGUUUUCACUCUGCACAUUUUUGUCUGCUCCAGAUUUAUGAUUUGAAUAAAGAAAUACUCAGAAACGCAA